Messenger RNA from Candida dubliniensis CD36, 1398 nucleotides. RefSeq names its product Prb1p (gene PRB1). The record is from RefSeq and is a predicted model, not a curated record. Bases 1 to 1398 code for a protein of 465 amino acids. Gene Ontology annotation, biological process: proteolysis. NCBI's taxonomy places the organism in Eukaryota, Fungi, Ascomycota, Pichiomycetes, Serinales, Debaryomycetaceae. The transcript has a single exon. Gene Ontology annotation, molecular function: serine-type endopeptidase activity.
AUGAGGGUAAAUAAUAUUAUUUCGUUUACUGCAGUGGCUUCUACAGCUGUUGCUUUAGUGAUUCCAGAUAUCACUUCAUUCUUUAGCAGUUUUAAUCAAAUUUUGAUCCCACACCAUCCACAAGCGCCAUUGAUCAAUCAAGAUCAGCAUUUACCUUCACAUGACAAAGAACAAAAUACUAAACCUAGUAUUCUUUCUAAUCCCUUGAAUAAAAUAAUUCCAAAUCAUUAUAUUGUUGUUUUGAAAGAUGAUUUAUCUCAAGCGCAGUUUUUGCAACACCAAGAUUGGGUUCAAAAGGAACAUGUUUCUAUUUCCAGUUGCAAACUGGAGGUCAACAAAAAACCUUUGGAAUUUUUUCAAAUUGAUAAUUUUGUUAAAGGUUAUACUGGGUUUUUCACUGAAGAUUUGAUUAACAAGAUUUUGGAAUUGCCGGAAGUGGCUUUUGUUGAAAGAGAUUCUAUUUUCCAUACUGUUGAGUUUGAUAUCCAAAAAGAUGCUACCUGGGGUAUCUCACGUAUUAGUCAUCGUGAAAAUAUUGAUGAUGGGAAAUAUUUGUUUGAUAAUGAUGGAGGCAGGGGAGUCACUGCGUAUGUCAUUGAUACUGGUAUUAAAGUUGGUCAUCCUGAUUUCGAAGAUAGAGCCCAAUGGGGUGCUUCAAUAGCUUUCCCUAAUAUUAAGCAAGAUUACAAUGGUCAUGGUACUCAUUGUGCUGGUACAAUUGGUUCUAAAACAUAUGGUAUUGCUAAAAAUGUCAACCUUGUAGCUGUUGGUGUGAUGAACAUGUUGGGUGCUGGAUCGACAUCUGACAUUAUUAAAGGAAUUGAAUUUGUUGUCAAACUGCAUCAAGAAGAUGUGAGAGCAAAGAAGAAAGGUUUUAAAGGUUCUACAGUCAAUAUGUCAAUUGGUGGUGGUAUUUCUGAUGCUUUAGAUUUGGCGGUUAAUGCUGGUACUAAAGCUGGAUUGCAUAUUUCUGUUGCUGCUGGUAAUGACAAUGCCGAUGCUUGUCAAUAUUCACCAGCAAGAGCAAGUGGUCCGAUCACUAUUGGAGCAACAAAUAUUCGUGAUGAAAAAGCUAGUUUUUCCAACUGGGGUAGUUGUGUUGAUUUAUUUGCUCCUGGUGAAGACAUUGAGUCUACUUUUAUUUGGUCCGACACCACUGUUAUGUCAGGAACGUCGAUGGCUUCUCCACAUAUUGCUGGAUUAUUGUCUUAUUAUUUAUCGUUACAACCAGAUAUUACUUCAGAAUUCUAUACUCAAGCUAUUGAACCAGCUGAUUUGAAGAAUAGAUUGAUCAAAUAUGGUACUAAAGGAGUAUUGACUGGAUUGGAUUCUGUUAGUCCAAAUAUUUUAGCAUUCAAUGGUGCUGGUGGUAACUUAACCGAGUUCUGGAGUUUAUAA